Messenger RNA from Acytostelium subglobosum LB1, 210 nucleotides. RefSeq lists its product as hypothetical. Lineage: Eukaryota; Evosea; Eumycetozoa; Acytosteliales; Acytosteliaceae. Bases 1 to 210 code for a protein of 69 amino acids. The transcript has a single exon. The record is from RefSeq and is a predicted model, not a curated record.
AUGCCAGAGGCCGAGGACGACAACGAGCUUGGCGAGUUUGAUGGCGAAGGUAUGAGUGCACCAUUGUCGGGAGGUGUACUGCCUGCCUUAUUAACAAAGCUUGGUGGAGUCGAGAGUGGUGCAGAUGUGUUCGAUAUCGAUCGUGAGUGGGUAUUUACAUUGUUGUUGUUGUUGUGGUUGUUGUUGCCACUGCCACUGCUGUGGCUGUGA